Messenger RNA from Trematomus bernacchii (emerald rockcod), 3972 nucleotides. RefSeq names its product elongation of very long chain fatty acids protein 6-like. The transcript has 4 exons. Bases 134 to 952 code for a protein of 272 amino acids. NCBI's taxonomy places the organism in Eukaryota, Metazoa, Chordata, Actinopteri, Perciformes, Nototheniidae. Gene Ontology annotation, biological process: very long-chain fatty acid biosynthetic process; fatty acid elongation, monounsaturated fatty acid; fatty acid elongation, polyunsaturated fatty acid. Gene Ontology annotation, cellular component: endoplasmic reticulum membrane. Gene Ontology annotation, molecular function: fatty acid elongase activity. The record is from RefSeq and is a predicted model, not a curated record.
CUGCUAAUAGGCUUUAAUUAGGAGUGUGAGACAGGUGAGGAGCCAGACAGACGACAGGAGGACGGAAACACAGGACUCUCACUGCUAAUACAACACUUGAUAUUGAACAUUGAUCUUUGAACAACCUGUCAUCAUGGAGCUUCUGCAGCAGCUGAACGCCUCCGAGCUGCUGCUGUCUGAGUGGAGCUUCGAGAGGAGGUUCGACGAGAGAGGAGCCAUUCAGUGGAUGCAGGACAACUGGAGUAAGUCGUUUGUGUUCAGCGCUCUUUACGCCGCCCUGGUGUUCGGAGGUCAGCACUACAUGAAGCUCCGCCCCAAGAUGAACCUGCGCCUGCCGCUCGUCCUCUGGUCGCUCAGCCUCGCCGUCUUCAGUAUCAUCGGGGCGGUGCGGACCGGUUCCUACAUGGUUCACAUCCUGAGUCUCCAGGGCUUCAGACGCUCCAUCUGUGAUCAGAGCUUCUACAACGGACCGGUCAGCAAGUUCUGGGCGUACGCCUUCGUGCUGAGCAAGGCCCCGGAGCUGGGCGACACGGCCUUCGUGGUGCUGAGGAAGCAGAAGCUGCUGUUCCUACACUGGUACCAUCACAUCACCGUGCUGCUCUACUCCUGGUACUCCUACAAGGACAUGGUGGCGGGCGGCGGCUGGUUCAUGACCAUGAACUUCACCGUGCACGCUCUCAUGUACAGCUACUACUCUGCUCGUGCCGCGGGGUUAAAGGUCCCUCGACCGCUCGCUGUGAUCAUCACCAGCGCUCAGAUCGGACAGAUGGCGAUGGGCCUGCUGGUCAGCGCGCUGGUUUAUAAAUGGAUGAACAGCGCAGACUGCCCCACGCGCAUCGAUAACAUCGGCUGCGCGGCCGUCAUGUACGGGAGCUACCUGAUGCUGUUCAGCAACUUCUUCUACAAGACAUACCUGUGCCGGUGCCAAGACGCUCGCCUGAAGAAAGAGUAGAGGAGAGGGGCAUUGUGGGGGAUCUGACGCCGCUACGAACUCUAAUGAUGAUUCAGAGUUUCUACUUCAAGAUGGAAACGGGCUCUAGUUUGUUUAUGAAGUCAAGAUCUUUAAACCUUCCGCUCGUUAACAAUGAGGUUUGUUCUGAUGCUACGGACUCAUCUGACUCUGCAUGUCUUUAGUCUAACGGGAACAGAUCUCUAACCUCAGAGUUUCUACUUCAAGAUGGAAACGGCCUUUAGUUUGUUUAUGAAGUCAAGAUCUUUAAACCUCCUGCUCGUUAAGAUCUGAAGUUUGUUCUGAUGCUACGGACUCUCAUCUGAUCUGAGUUUCUCUUCAGGAUUGUUGUCCUGUGUCCUGUGUCCUGUGUCCUGUGUCCUGUCCUGUGUCCUGUCCUGUGUCCUGUCCUUAAACCUCCUGCUCGUUAAGAACUGAGUUUCUCUUCAGGAUGGACUCUGCCUUCACUUUCUAACCCGGGUCCAGAUCUCUAACCUCCUGCAGAUUCAUGACGACGUGUUUCUGCUGCAGGAAGCAUCUGAUCUGAAAUCUGAUCUGAGAUAUUUGAAUGAGUGAGCUUUCAGUCGGACAGAAGCAGACGGGCAUUCUGAAUUUCCUCUUUUUAUAUUUCUUGUUUUUCAUUUUCCUGUGUUUUAUUUAGUUCUCAGAAGUCCAGCACUUUUCCUCUCUGCUAUAUUCUGUUUCUGUGUUUGUUCCUGCUGCGAGAACAUGCCUGUACCGGUCCUUAUUCAGAGCACACCGUGAGGACUUUCAGCUAAAAGAGAUCUGGAAAUCAACCACUUGGUCAUAAAACCAACAACUUUCUAAUAGCUCCAAUAAUAAUCAGUUUUCUAAGUGACUCUCAGGGAACCCGAUCAUUGGGUUUAAGAAGUGACGGACCUGUAAAACAAAGGAGUCCGUUUUAUAAUAUAGUUUUAUAAAUGUCUUCAUCAGAACAGAAGUAAUAUCCAGUAUCAAUCGACAGCCACUGAUUUUAUUUCAUAUAGAAACGUUCAUUUUAAACAAACUUUCAUAACAUUUUAGCCUGAAAACAAUUAAUAAUCAUGACCGAGAAAUACCUGUUUUUAAAAAGCCGGAACAAUCAGUCAAAUAUUUAAUAACCGAUUAAUCGUAAAGGUAAUAUUUCAAUCAUAAAUGUCCGAAAAUGCUCAAAUGUAAUGUUAGGAAAAUGUAAUCUUUUGAAGUUACGUGAACAAUUCAGAUUCAAGUUUAAAAUUUAACAGAAAAAAUACAGAAUAUUCUCUGAUUAUUUGCAAGAAAAAAUAAAUCAAAAUGUCUGAAGUUAGGGUUCUACAUUCAUCAGGGAAAUAGAAUAUUCUCAAAGAUCAUAUUUGCACAUUGAAAUAAAAAAUAAAAAAAUUAUACAGAAAAAUGUAAAACUUUAACCUCAAAAUUCCAUUUUCCCCCCCUAACAUUAUGACCCCCCCCACGGUUCCCUUUCCCCCACCUCAAAUGUUCAUUGUGGUCUAGAUAUUAUUUGUAUUUGAGUAAACAGAUAUUGAAGUAAAAAGGGUUAUGAUCUCACCAAUGCUAAGCUAAAUGUUGCUAACCUCUUCGUCUUCACUUUCUCACGUCACUGAGUUUCUGCACAGAUUGAAAAACCUCCUCACCGAUCGAGCACCUUUUAUUAAUACUUCUCUGCGACUUUCUAAAGUGUAACGCCGCCUUUUGAACAAAUGUAAAGCUGCUGUAAGUACGGGGUUCAUCUCGUGUCUUCGGAAACAAAUUUGCAAACAAAACAAAAAUUGGUCACAAAUUAGUUUUUGUUGCAAAAAAUAUUUCAUUUCAGUUUCAAUCGUUUUUCCCUCGAAGCAUUUUUUAAAUUGCACAAAAAAAACCAACAAGUCUUUAAUUUCUGAAAAAUAUAUAGAACAUGUGACCUUAACGAUUCUUCUGUGGUUAAACCUCCGCUCUGAUUUACCUGUAAUCUCUCUCCCUCUCCUCGUUAACCUGACCAGGUGUCUCCCCCUCCUCGUUAACCUGACCAGGUGUCUCCCCCUCCUCGUUAACCUGACCAGGUGUCUCCCUCUCCUCGUUAACCUGACCAGGUGUCUCCCCCUCCUCGUUAACCUGACCAGGUGUCUCCCUCUCCUCGUUAACCUGACCAGGUGUCUCCCCCUCCUCGUUAACCUGACCAGGUGUCUCCCCCUCCUCGUUAACCUGACCAGGUGUCUCCCCCUCCUCGUUAACCUGACCAGGUGUCUCCCCCUCCUCGUUAACCUGACCAGGUGUCUCCCCCUCCUCGUUAACCUGACCAGGUGUCUCCCCCUCCUCGUUAACCUGACCAGGUGUCUCCCCCUCCUCGUUAACCUGACCAGGUGUCUCCCCCUCCUCGUUAAUCUGACCAGGUGUCUCCCCCUCCUCGUUAACCUGACCAGGUGUCUCCCCCUCCUCGUUAACCUGACCAGGUGUCUCCCCCUCCUCGUUAACCUGACCAGGUGUCUCCCCCUCCUCGUUAACCUGACCAGGUGUCUCCCCCUCCUCGUUAACCUGACAGGUGUCUCCCCCUCCUCGUUAACCUGACCAGGUGUCUCCCCCUCCUCGUUAACCUGACCAGGUGUCUCCCCCUCCUCGUUAACCUGACCAGGUGUCUCCCCCUCCUCGUUAACCUGACCAGGUGUCUCCCCCUCCUCGUUAACCUGACCAGGUGUUUUCCAUCCGGAAGUUUCAGCUAAAUAAAAUCUAUUUAUUGAUGUAGUAUUUAUUCGACGCAUGACGGCGGCCCGUCGCCCGAGCGUCUCAAACUAUUCCACUAAAUGUUUUUUAUUCACUGAAUAUUUAUCUUUUUGUAAGUUUUAUAUUUAGUUUUUCUAAAAAGCUGUCGUUAAGAAAUGUUAAAUCUGUGCUUUGUCUUAAAGUGUGCGAUGGAAGCAGACGGAUAUUAAAGAUGAUGACUUUCUGUAUGAACACACUUUUAUACGAACAAGAACACAUGAAGACAUUCAAGUUUAACGUAUUUGUAUUUAUUGUUUGAAAAAAUAAAGAAGCUGUUUUAUACAUUU